AUGACUGAGCCCGAGCCCCCGGCCGUCGCCGCCCUAUCACUUGCCGAUACAGCGACACAGCCCGUCUCAAAAGCAACAGAGCAGAAGAUUGACCCCUGGGAUGUCUCAGCAGGAGUCGAUGAGGAGGGAAACGAGAAAGAAUUUGACUACGUCGCCAUCUCGAAGCAGUGGGCCACAAAGCUCAUCGACGAACCGCUGCUUGAGCGAUUCGAGCGCAUCACAGGCCAUAAGCCGCAUCGCUGGUUACGGAGAGGCCUCUUCUUCUCACACCGUGAUUUGGAGCUAAUCCUGGAUACAUAUGAGCGCGGAGACGACUUCCUCCUAUACACUGGUCGCGGCCCUAGCAGCGAUGCCAUGCAUAUUGGUCACACGAUACCCUUUGAGUUCACAAAGUGGCUGCAAGAUGUCUUCGACGUUCCCCUAGUCAUCAUGUUGACCGAUGACGAAAAGUUCUUGUUCAAGGAGAAGCUGAAGCAAGAGCAAGUCUAUGAGUUUUCACGGCAGAACGCCAAGGACAUCAUUGCCAUUGGUUUCGACGUCAAGAAGACUUUCAUGUACAUUGACUCCGAGUUCUUCUCGUCCGGCUACAACCGACACUUCAGUCUCAACACCACCGAGUUCGAGAAAUUGAUAACCAACAACCAAGUACGGGGCGCAUUCGGUUUCCAUGGCUCAACCAACAUUGGCAGUAAUGCCUUCGCAGCCAAGCAAUGUGUUGCUGCUUUUGCUUCAUCAUACCCUUUCAUCUGGGGCGAAGAUCACAAGACCUACAAACGCUCCAAGAAGCUCGCUUCCAUGCCCUGUCUGAUCCCCUGUGCCAUUGAUCAAGACCCCUACUUCCGCCUGGUUCGUGAGAACUGCCACCGGAUGGAUCUCCCCUCACCAAAACCAGCGCUUAUCCACUCCAAAUUCCUGACUUCAUUGCAAGGUGCUGGUGGCAAGAUGAGUGCAUCGGAUGCCAACACUGCUAUAUACAUGAGCGAUACGCCGAAGCAGGUCAAGACCAAGAUCAACACGAAGGCCUUCUCUGGUGGCCAAGAAACACUAGAACUCCACCGCGAGAAGGGUGGAAACCCUGAUAUUGAUGUACCGUAUCAAUACAUCGCCUACUUCGAAGACGAUGACGAAAAGCUCAAGAAGCUAGCGGAAGACUACCGUAAAGGUGAGCUGUUGACCGGCGAGAUGAAGAAGGAAUGCGUAGAUAUCAUGACUGUGUACGUCAAGCAGUUCCAAGAAGCAAGAGCAAAGGUCACAGACGAGAUGCUAGAUGAGUUCCUCCGGCCGCGGAAGUUAGAUUGGAAGGGUAACCCCAACCCUACCAAGCCGAAGCUCGAACAGCCGGCCCAGGAAACUGAGAGUGGUGGCCCUACGUUGGACGCUGACGGAAAGCCGAUGACUAAGAAUGCUAUGAAGAAGGCGGCUAAGAUGGCUGAGGUCGAGCGCAAAAAGAAAGAGAAGGAAGCUGCUGCUGCUUCGAAGCAGUGA
Alternaria atra is the source of this 1485-nucleotide messenger RNA. RefSeq lists its product as uncharacterized. Gene Ontology annotation, cellular component: cytoplasm. Gene Ontology annotation, molecular function: ATP binding; tryptophan-tRNA ligase activity. The record is from RefSeq and is a predicted model, not a curated record. Bases 1 to 1485 code for a protein of 494 amino acids. The transcript has a single exon. NCBI's taxonomy places the organism in Eukaryota, Fungi, Ascomycota, Dothideomycetes, Pleosporales, Pleosporaceae. Gene Ontology annotation, biological process: tryptophanyl-tRNA aminoacylation.